AACAUUGAUAACAGACUAUCCCAACAGAGACGUUACUAAAUGCUGACUCUGCACCAUUUUACUCAAAAUGAGCCAAAUUUCAAAACCAGUCCACCCAUAUUUGCCAAUUCUUUUCACUUCUUGACAAAAAAAAAACCUAACACAACUUCGAAUGCUCAUUGAUUACUUCUAUUACAAUGUCUUUACUUCACUACAUCCUGAGUUUCGACCCAAAGCUUUUGUUGAUGAUACUUGUCAUUUCUAUUAAUAGUAAUGUUCUAAAAGUGGAAAGUACAUCUACCUCUAUUGGAGUUAAUUGGGGAAGAAAUGCUUCACACCCACUUCCUCCUUCUCAAGUUGUGCAACUUCUUAAGCUCAACAAUGUUGCCAAAGUUAGACUGUUUGAAGCCGACCCUUUUGUUCUUCAAGCUCUUCAAGGCUCCAAAAUUGAGGUUAUUUUGGGUAUUCCUAAUUCAAUGUUGCCCAAGUUAAACUCUUCUUUUAAGGCAGCUCAGAGUUGGGUUCAUGAUAAUCUUACUCGCUAUCUAUCUGAUUCUUCUCCUAAAGUUCGUAUUCAGUAUAUUGCCGUUGGAGACGAUCCUUUUCUGCAAUCAUAUGGAGGAAGGUAUAUUCCCUUUGUUGUUGGAGCUGCUAUCAACAUUCAAGCAGCCCUAAAACGGGCAAAUGUAGGGGACGAGGUAAAGGUGGUUGUUCCAUGUAGCUACGAUGCCUUCAUAUCAGAAUCGGGCUUGCCUUCAAAAGGGCGUUUUAGAGCCGAUCUAAACAAGACCAUGGCUCAGCUCCUUACAUUUCUCUCAAAACACAACUCACCAUUUUUGUCGAGCAUAUCCCCGUUUCACCUUCUCCAACAGAAUAAGAACAUUUCUCUUUUUUUCUCUCUAUUCCGAGAAACUUCCCACCCUCGUAAAGAUAAUCACAAGCUUUACGAUAACAGCUUUAGUUUGUGCUAUGAUACGCUGGUGACCGCACUAUCGGGUGCUAGCUAUCCCCAAAUGGAUAUCAUCAUCGAUCAAAUUGGAUGGCCGACAGAUGGAGCUGUUAACGCCAAUUUCUCGACAGCAGAAACAUUCAUGAAAGGCUUAUUGACUCAUCUUCGUGAGAAGCCAGGGACGCCAUUGCGACCCCACAACCCGCCAAAACAAGCAUACAUUCUCAGCCUCCUAGACGAGGAUCAAAGAAGCAUCGCUGAUGGUGGUUUCGAAAGACACUGGGGAAUUUUCACUUUCGAUGGGCAGGCCAAAUAUCAUAUUGAUAUGGGGCAAGGCACACGAAACCUCGUGAAUGCCCAAAAUGUAGAGUAUCUCUCGGCCAAAUGGUGUGUUGUGAACGACAACAAGGACUUGGGAAACGCCUCGGCUAGUGCAUUAGAUGCGUGCUCAUCGUCAGAUUGCAGUGCUCUAUCUCCUGGCGGCUCAUGUUUCAACCUAACGUGGCCAGGAAACAUAUCAUAUGCGUUUAAUAGCUAUUAUCAGCAGCAUGAUCAAAGCCCUGAUAGCUGCGAUUUUGGUGGGUUAGGCUUAGUUACCACUGUCGACCCGUCUGUAGAUAACUGCAGAUUCUUUGUUCAACUCUGGACUUCCUAUGGGCGUUUUCUUCGAGUACCUUUGUUUAUGUACUUGAUUCUUUUGACCGCGGCUGUAUUUCUGGUAUGAUCAGGUAAGCUGUGAUUUUCAGUAAGCAGCAAUUUUCAGUUACUUCUGUGUAGCUGCUGACUGCUAUCCCAGAGUUAUUUUAGGUAGACAGUUCAGGAUAAAUGUUCAAGUAAUGCACUGAUUUGGUGCAUCAGUAUGUAAACUUGCAUUUUUUUUUCUAAGAGGGUGAUAAAUGACAACUGUCUAUAAGAAUUUUAUUUUUUUGCUUGAUUUAAAA
This is a messenger RNA of Amaranthus tricolor (Joseph's coat), 1869 nucleotides long. RefSeq names its product glucan endo-1,3-beta-glucosidase 9. Bases 177 to 1652 code for a protein of 491 amino acids. NCBI's taxonomy places the organism in Eukaryota, Viridiplantae, Streptophyta, Magnoliopsida, Caryophyllales, Amaranthaceae. Gene Ontology annotation, cellular component: plasma membrane. The transcript has 2 exons. Gene Ontology annotation, biological process: carbohydrate metabolic process. The record is from RefSeq and is a predicted model, not a curated record. Gene Ontology annotation, molecular function: hydrolase activity, hydrolyzing O-glycosyl compounds.